Molecule: messenger RNA, 4923 nt
Organism: Salvelinus fontinalis (brook trout)
Lineage: Eukaryota; Metazoa; Chordata; Actinopteri; Salmoniformes; Salmonidae
Gene: dclre1a
Product: DNA cross-link repair 1A (PSO2 homolog, S. cerevisiae)
Exons: 9
Coding region: 605-3313 (902 amino acids)
Biological process (GO): protection from non-homologous end joining at telomere; interstrand cross-link repair; double-strand break repair via nonhomologous end joining
Molecular function (GO): damaged DNA binding; 5'-3' DNA exonuclease activity
Source: RefSeq, a predicted model, not a curated record
ACAGUUACCACAGCCACAAAGUCAUAAACCCCACCUAAUUUCUGUAAUUUAUCUUCUACAAAUAUAUAUAUUUUAAACCUAACCUUGGCAGUGUGGUUAACGUUAUGCAUAACCGUAAGCACAAGUUAAGAACAAAAAUACGUAGGUUUUUUUCAUAAAUAUUUUGUGUCUGUGGUAACUAGUGGAAAAGCAGGGCGCGAGCAUCACCGUGAUGUAUCAUGGGUAAAUUGUGACUGACUGAUGUACAAAUAAUAUUUAGUAGUUAUUCAUGAUGCACGGUGAUUUAUAGAUCAGUCAGUCUUGAAUCGCCUUUAGUCGGAUACGUUUCAUAAUUUCUUACGAAAUAGCAAAUGUUUAGCAUUGCAUUGGCUUUAUGUCUGGUUGCUAGAGUUUCUUGUUGACAGGUUAUUAUUUAGAAAAAAAUGCUAACACAAUUAGCUGUUUUGAUUUGGUGAUUGGAGGGGAUGCAACUUUUCCAAAACGGUAUGGAAUGACAUCAUUUGACUUUUUGCAGGAUGUUACAGAAAAGCGCGGGUAAACAGGCUAUAUUGUAGCAACAACGAGGUGUUUUAAAACAUUGUGUCAUUUUUUUCUGCUGCUUCAAAUGUCAAAGAAAGAUUUGGAAGAUGACAUAUGGGAAUAUAAGCCUCUCAAGAAGAAGAAAAGAAAGGACAAAGACACACCUGAAACUUUUAAUGGACCCAUGACUAAGUACAGACAAGCCUCAAAAAGUUUAACCAAAGGAGACACUUCUGUCCAAGUGAAGAACACAGUCAGAGAUGUGAAGCUCACCAAAGUAGCUCCAAAUAAAGCUCUCGGUGUGAAGGCAAAUGAGUCUAUUCAAAAUAAACUUUCAACUCAAAAUGUCGCCUUUCCACAGUCAACACAGGAUAAUGAUAGUACACUUACUGCUGGAGAGAACGUGCACCAGGCAUCUUCCACUGGAGGAAGUUACUGUCCGAUCUGUCAGAUGCCAUUCUCUAUAUUGGUGGUGCAAUCGCAAAGAUGGCAUGUCGCAGAAUGUCUUGACACUCCUGGGGAUGACCGCAAAGAAUGUCCCAAUGGUAUCCAGUGCGACUCCACCAUUCUGAGCCACUACCAGAGAUACAGCCACUCCCUGCUUGCCCACAGCCGAGCAACCAAUGAGGCGCCCUGCCUCAGCUUGGAGUUGGUAACCAAUGGCGGGGCCAAUUUAAGCUUGGAGAGCUCACAGGACAGCCAGAGUUCUUCUCCUAUUAACAGACACAGUGGAGCUACAUCCCCCACAAAGCCAAAUGCCCUUCUGCUGCUCCGGUCUCCUGCUCCAGAGGUAAUCCGAAAAAAGAAAGGCUGGUCACCUUCUACCAAAGGCAUGAAGUCUACCCUCCAAGACAAUAAAACAAAAGUAUCAACCCCCCAUAAGGACAAUAGUGGGGUUGAAGGCCUUGAUGGUGGUUUUGUCAAAGCAGAGCCCUCAGCUUCUAGUGAUGAUGAGAUCUCCUAUUCCCCCAUGUCUGAGUUUCCCCAAGAUAUAGAAGUUAAUGGGACACAAGAUGGGGAAAAUAAUGACUCAAUGUUGUUGUUCAGUGAUGGAGUCUCAAGUGAUGAGUCAUUUUCCAACCUUGUGGCUCAUUCUGAAACAGAUGAAGUUGUAGGUUCUCCAGUAUUCAGCGACAGCCAGGUGGUAUCGAUUGGCUCAUUAGUGCAUAGCAAUCACCUACCUAGCUUCUCAAGAGAAGAGCAUACAGAGGAUAACUGUAAUGCCUUCAGUGCUAAGCCUCCACUCCAGUCUGCAAAAAGUAUAGUAUUAGAAAGCUUACGGGAGAGCCUGUUCAGCCCAAGCAGCAAUUGCAGCCUACAUUCCAAAAGCUUGGAUCAGUGCCCCGCUCACACAAACACGGAGUUGAACAUGUCAUUACCUCAAGUGCCUCCAUCUUCCCAAGCUUCCCCCACCCAACAAUCUCAGGCAACCAUGACAACUAGCAAGGGCAAGGCCUCUGGGCUCAAACAGACAGACAUUGGGGUGUUUUUUGGGCUCAAGCCCCUGAAGGACAAAGGGAAGGAGCAAGAGGCUGGGAACGUUUUACCUGGGGUGAGUCUCCAUCAGGGUCCUGUACUUGAAGAGCGCAAAGGGGACCAUGGAGGACGUCAGAGGAAAGGCAGAAGUGCAAAUGCCACGGAGACCCCUAAAGUUGGAGUGAGAUCAGACGGUGGAAGUGCACAGACUCCAAGUGAGGGAGGUAGGAAGAGGUGGAACAGGGGGAGAACCGAUGGAGAGCAAAGGGAGUCCAAGCGAUGCCCGUUUUAUAAAAAGAUUCCAGGCACUAAGUUAGCUGUGGAUGCUUUUCAGUAUGGGCUGGUUGAGGGCAUCACCACUUACUUCCUCACACACUUCCAUUCAGACCACUAUGGAGGCCUGAAGAAGAGCUCUACAUUCCAUAUCUACUGUAACAGCAUCACAGGUAACCUGGUGAAGAGUAAGCUGAGGGUGGCUGAGCAGUACGUCCACAUCCUGCCCAUGAACACCCAGGUCACUGUGGAUGGGUUCAAGGUCACACUGCUUGACGCCAACCACUGUCCAGGAGCUGCCAUGCUGCUGCUGUUCCUGCCCGAUGGCCAGACUGUGCUUCACACGGGAGACUUUAGAGCUGACCCUUCUAUGGAGGCCUACCACGAGCUGCUGAGCUGCCGAGUCCAGACACUCUACCUAGACACCACCUACUGCAGUCCUGAAUACACCUUCCCCACGCAGCAGGAGGUCAUAAACCUUGCGGCCAACACAGCCGUCAUGUGUGUGACCCUCAACCCUCGCACUUUGGUGGUGUGUGGCUCCUAUUCAGUGGGCAAAGAGAAAGUAUUCUUGGCUUUGGCAGAGGUACUGGGCUCCAAAGUUUGCCUGUCCCGGGACAAGUUCAACACCAUGUGCUGUCUGGAGUCGGAGCGCAUCCGCCAGCUCAUCACCACCGACUGGAAGGCCGCAAAGGUCCAUGUGCUACCCAUGAUGCAACUGAACUUCAAAAACCUGCAGGCUCAUCUGAGUAGGUUCUCGGGGCAGUAUGACCAGCUGGUGGCCUUCAAGCCCACGGGCUGGACCUUCAGUCAGAGGGUGGAGGCUGUGGAGGAUAUCAAGCCUAUGGUCCAUGGCAACAUCAGCAUCUAUGGCAUCCCCUACAGUGAGCACAGCAGCUACCUGGAGCUGAGGCGUUUUGUCCAGUGGCUGCGGCCCCUCAAGAUAAUCCCCACAGUCAACGUGGGCAGCUGGGCUAGCCGGAAGGCCAUGGAGAGGUGCUUCAGAGAGUGGCUAACAGAGGCUAAUAAUGUUAAAGGAAUCUAAAACAGGACACUUCAGUGUUCAUACACAGUGAAAACAGUAUAUGACACAAUACUUGUUACCAAUUGGUUUAUUCGGAUCCCCGUUUGCUUUUGCCAAAGCAGCGGCUAUUCUUCCUGCGAUCCACACUAAAACACGACAAGUAACAAAACACUAAUAGACAAGAAUAGUUAUACAAAUUUAAAAUGCAACGAUAUACAAACAAUACAACUGAAGAAUAAUCUGUGUCUAAAUUAUGUUUGUUAGUGUGUGCCAUGAGAUGAUUUUUAUCAAUUCUUAAGGUAAUUUUGCUGUUUGUUUGGGUGAUGGGAGGUGCAUUGCCGUGAAUUUGUUUAGGACUUGGGGACUGUGAAGUGACCCCUGGUGACAUUUUGUGCGGUGUAUGGUUGUCUGAGCUGUAUGUCAUUUGAUUAUGCAGGCAAUCUGGGAUUUUCAUUCCUCAUAAAAACUAGAAGAGAAGCAGUUAAUCUCUUGUCAUCCAGGAAACACAGGCAUGCAUGUUGUUAUGUUGGGUAUGUGCAGUUAAAGGUAAGGCGUGCUGCUCUGUUUUGCUGCACUUAACCAUAUUAACAAACAGUAAUCACGAUGGGACAAGACCAGUUCCUGAACAACUAGUAUAGUAGAAAAAUGCAGAACAGAUUUUUGUAAACACAUACCCCUACCCAUCUUCACAAAUGUGUCAAUAUUACUUUGCCCAUGAUAACUGAACAUACAAUGUUUUACCCAAGUUUAGCUUCCUCAACUUGCUUAUGCACAACUCCAGUUGAGGUUUCUCUCUUAGACAAUGUUUUGAACCAAAUACAAUGAUUUUAGAUGUAUUUAAGACCAGUUUAUUAUUAAUCACCCAUUCUGAUACUACUAAGUCCUUAUUUAGAAUUUCAGUCAGCUCACUGGCUUUGGGUGCUGACAGAGUGUGGAAUCAUCUGCCUACAUAGUAAUUCUAGCUUCUUGUAAGACCAGUGGCAAAUCAUUUGUAAAAAUAGAGAAGAGUAACAGCCCAAGGCAACUGCCCUGAGGGACACCACACUGUACAUCUCUGAUGUUAUAUUGGAUAAAUACCUCUCCAGGUGAUGUAAAGCCUUAGCAAGUGAGUUUUUUUCCAAUAACAAUGUAUGAUCAAUAACAUCAAAGGCUGCACUGAAAUCUAACAAUACAGCUCCAACUAGCAUCUUAACCAUUUUAACAAUGCAGUUUGCUACCAUUCUCAAUAGUUUCACAUCAAGGUUGAUGGAUAACAAUACAUUUUACAGCUCUCUUAUCUCACUUACUAGCAAAGAUUAAGAACAAAAUGUGCAAACGUCUCUACAUGCAGCUCUCGCUUUGAUCUCAAAACAAGCGCAUCUACUCAUGACCGCUCACGCUGUAAACUCAGUUCAAAGUGAAUGGCACAGUCAGAUACAACGAGAGAGAGAGAGUUGCUACAGAACACUGAGGGGUGGGGGAGCUGCUCAAAUUUAUUUGGCAGAAACCAAAGUGUCCUCUGACAGGGAGGUUGUUAGAGAAAUCACUGGAUGAUCACUUGGGUCAACCAUGUUGUUUUUUGUUAUCUUUUGUUUUACCAUGUAAAUCAGAAUUUUAAUGUUAAAUCGCAUUAAACAGAUGGUGUGAAGUUA